AUGAGUCAACAAGCCGAAGAAAAGAUGGAUGUUGAUAGCGAGGGUGUUUCAGCCACCGCUAGCACAUCGUCCUCGGCAUCGGCGGCUAUGCCGCCAGUAGCAUCAACCUCAAAAACUUCACCCCCAUCAGGGAUGUUGGAUGCUGAUGGUAGUAGCGGAUUAGGUGGAAAAUCGACGCCAAUGCCGAUAGAUGGUAGAAAUGUUAUGGCCAGCAGCGCCACGGUACCCUCUGUAACUUGCUCCCUGCACCCGCUUGUAACAAUGAACAUCGCAGACCAUUGGACGCGCACUCGAGCACAAAAGAGCAACAAACCUCUGGUCUUUGGUGCACUUAUUGGCAAGCAAAAAGGCCGUAACAUCGAAGUCAUGAACUCGUUCGAGCUCAAGUACGAUAUAGUCAACGAUAUGGUUAUUAUUGCGAUGGACUAUUAUCAUGCGAAGGAGGAACAAUAUAAACAGGUGUUCAGUGAUCUCGACUUUCUCGGUUGGUACACUACGGAUGCUAUUCCGACGGAAAAACACAUAAAUAUUCACAAACAGAUUUGUGAAAUCAACGAGUGUCCUUUGAUGUUGUUACUGGAUCCUCUCAACCGAAACAUGAACCUUCCAAUCUCGUUGUACGAGUCUGUGAUCGAUAUAGUACAGGGCGAAGCGAUGAUGUUGUUCGUGCCCCUCAACUACACGCUUGCUACCGAAGAAGCGGAACGCAUUGGUGUCGACCAUGUGGCCCGCAUGUCUAACAAUGAGACGGAUGCAAACUCAACCGUAGCGGAGCACCUGCUGGCGCAGUAUAAUGCGAUCAAAAUGCUAAACUCCCGCGUGAAGAUCAUCCUAGCGUACAUAAAAGCGGUUGAGAAUGAUCAAUUAAAACCGAAUCAGGAAAUCCUUCGCAUGGCAUACUCUCUAAGCCGUCGCCUGCCCAUAGUACAGAAUCCGUCGUUUAAGGAAGAAUUCUACACGCAAUCGAACGACGUCGGUCUGAUUACUUACCUCGGUGCGCUGACAAAGGUUUCGAACGACAUGAACCAACUGGUAAACAAGUUCAACGUGUUGUACGACCGCCAAGCAAUGGGACGACGUUUGCGAGGAAUAUUCUUCUAAAAUGCGGCUCUCUGCUUUCAGUCCUUAUUAUUUUAGUAUCAUUGUUUUAUUCUUUUUUAUUACAAACAUCUUCACGCACUGCAGAACCUAGGCGGAUGGAUUGUGUGGUUCUACUAUGCAAUAAAGAUCACGCCA
Molecule: messenger RNA, 1236 nt
Organism: Anopheles nili
Lineage: Eukaryota; Metazoa; Arthropoda; Insecta; Diptera; Culicidae
Gene: CSN6
Product: COP9 signalosome complex subunit 6
Exons: 4
Coding region: 1-1101 (366 amino acids)
Biological process (GO): protein deneddylation
Cellular component (GO): COP9 signalosome
Molecular function (GO): metallopeptidase activity; protein binding
Source: RefSeq, a predicted model, not a curated record